AAGUGCAAUAAAGGUGUGGUAGACACAGGUGCAGAAGCAAAACGGUUUAGUUAAGCACACAGGAAGCCGAGAGAUAAGGAUGUAUUAAAAAUCUCUAACCUAACUGAGAACCUUCAUCUAUUGCAGUGGGACUGAAAAACGACAAAAUGACCAACUGGAAGCUUAUUUUUUGCAGCCUAUGUUUAAUAACAGUGAUGUCAGCUGGUUUUGGUCUGGAAGUGAAGAUGAGUCAAACCACCAUGGAGGUCGAGGGUCGUGAUGCCACCCUUGCAUGUACUUUUAAACCUAAACAGCAAGAAAAUGAUCUUAUCAUUGUAACAUGGGUUGGUGAUGCUGAUGAGACAUCUGGGGAGAAGGUUGUUUUCGGUAAUUAUUACUCCUAUGGUAAAGUAGACAUUGGACCAGAGUACCAAGGCAAAGCCGUGAUAGAAACUGACCUUGGUACAAAAACAUCAAAACUGACACUAAAACAGGUCACUCUAAAAGAAAGCAGAACAAUUCGAUGUUUUGUUCAAAUUCCUGGAGACAUUGAAGGCAAAACAUCUGACACUACUUUUCUUUUGGUUCAGGUUGCACCGUCACAACCUGUUUGUAAGGUAGUAGGCACAGCAGAAUACGGACACAAUAUUAGCCUGACCUGCGUCUCUGAAGAGGGCUCACCUACACCAGCAUACAAAUGGGAGAGAUAUGACGUCGUCAAAAGUCCUCAAGCAUUUCCUCUCAAAACCACCGAAAAGGAUGGAGUUCUGUCUCUGGUCAAUGUGUCCAUGGAUACAUCAGGUUUCUAUAUUUGCCUGUCAAGCAAUAAGGUCGGAUCAGCCAAAUGUAACAUGACACUGUCCGUAAUGCCAUCCUCUAUGAAUCUUGCCACAAUAGGUAUUGUGGCUGGUUGUAUUGCUGGAGUUGCAGUGCUCGUAAUAGUCAUCAUCUGCUGCUGCCGCAAACGGAAGCAAAAGAAACAAAAAGACUAUGAAAUGGAGAGACCAGUGGUGGAAUACCAUGACAAACCACCUCUAGGAAAUGCUGAGGACAGGAAUACAGACGUCAUGGCAAUAAAUGAAGAGAAAACUGACAAAGCUUCCCCUGAUGACCUCAAAAAUCACUAUGACGACAGAGGUGGUCGUGAUGAUAACGGACAUGGCUACGAUGACCGCAGAGGAAGUCGUGAUGACCUCAGAGAUCACUACGACGAUCGCAGAGGUAGUCGCGAUGACCUCAGAGAUCGUUACGAUGAACGCAGAGGUAGUCGCGAUGACCUCAGAGAUCGCUACGACGAUCGCAGGGGUAGUCGCGAUGACCUCAGAGAUCGUUACGACGAACGCAAAGGUAGUCGCGAUGACCUCAGAGAUCGCUACGACGAUCGCAGAGGUAGUCGCGAUGACCUCAGAGAUCGUUACGAUGAACGCAGAGGUAGUCGCGAUGACUUCAGAGAUCGUUACGAUGAACGCAGGGGUAGUCGCGAUGACCUCAGAGAUCGUUACGAUGAACGCAGAGGUAGUCGCGAUGACCUCAGAGAUCGCUACGACGAUCGCAGAGGUAGUCACGAUGACUUUUGAACAGUUCCCCUUGAGCUUACGUUGUGGGAAAUAAGUUAUGUUUUAAAGUAUGAGUACAAAUGAAUGCACAAAUAAUAAAAAAAAAAAAUGAAAGCAAAAUGUCACAGAACACAGAAGACUGUGUUCAGAUAAAAAAAACAACAACAUUAUUUAGCGAUAUUAACGAUAUAACCAUUGAAAAUGGUCACUAAGUAAAUAUAAAAAAAAAUACUUGAUUCUGAUUGGUCAGUCGCCACAUGCCAAGGUGUGUAAGGGAUAAUGUACAUAAUUAGCAGCACGGAGCAAAGCGGUUAUUCUUUGAUAACAACCUGCCGGAUGUACAUUAUUCCGCUUUUUACACGGCUUCUUGCCACAAAAGUAAAUAAUGGCAAAUAAAUGUAAAUGGCAAUAAAAUAUAUUAAUUUAAAAUAAAAAGUUUGUUAGUUAUCAUAUGAUCCAUUACAAUUUACAAAACAAUCGUUGCAGCAGCUUUGCUGAAUUAAAAAAAUGUACUCCAAAUACUGAAUUUUAGUAUUUUAUUACCAAACGCAGUUUCCACGAAGAAAAAUGUGAGCGAGGAAAUAGCGCCAACUGCAGGCAGUUACCCGGAUGAGCCUGUGUUAUUAGUUUUACCUUUUGUUUUAGCAAACCUUGGCUGACGUGGCUGACCAAUCAAAAUCGAAUAUUCCACAAAGCCAUGUAAUAAUCCCAGAAUAAUAACCGUUAAACUAAUAACAAGUCUGAAUUUAAGUCUAAUUCCAAUUUAUUUAAUAACUAUGAAUUAAGUAAUGCUUUUAUCUUGUAAUCAAGAAUUUUAAUGUCACAAUUUCAGUGUUUUUCUUUUUCAGACUUGUUUAUCUCAUAAUUAUGUUAUAAUUUCGAUUUUUUUUUAAGGCUAGAUUUUUUUACAUGCCAGAAAUGGGCCUCCAUAGUUUUCUGUUUGGCAGCAAUAUAGAAAUACAGAAAACUGUGAUACACAACUAAAGCAACGAGUUGAAAGAAAACCUUGAGCCUUCACUCAAAACUUUUAUAUUUACAUUGAUCACGGGUUGUGACGGUUUUUACUUUCAACCCUGUAAUCCUAUACUACUAUAAUGCAUUGAUGUGAAAUAUAUAUAGAUCAUAUAUGUAGAUCAUGCAUGUAGAUCGUGUUUUAACCAUUUUGAAUAUGAUUGGGACAAAGUAGGCUAGUCAGUGAUAGAGUUGGCUUUACAGACACAAAAACAUCUUGUGUCGUGCAUAGAGCGAUAACCUGGCGAUAUGAAUAUGAAUAUGUACAUGUGUGUGUGAUCUAGAUAGAGUAUGUGUGUGUGUAUAUAGGUACAUAUGUAUGUAUGUAGUCUAAAUGUGUGUGUGUAUGUAUGUGUAAACAUAUGUAUACGUGUGUGUGUAUGUUUGCUCGGUUUACUGAAUGCAAUUUCAGUUAUGCAUGUAAUUAUUUACAGGUAAAAGAAUAUUAUAUCACAAUGCAUCGUUUGAUAAUGCACUACUUUGAGAAAAAUGCAGUUCCAAAAUGUUGUACUUCUGGUGAAACCUAUCUGCAUUCAAGUGAUGAUAAAACAUGAACACAUAAAGAUAGAAUAAAAUGUAUUUGUUUUGUUUGAAA
Molecule: messenger RNA, 3141 nt
Organism: Puntigrus tetrazona (Sumatra barb)
Lineage: Eukaryota; Metazoa; Chordata; Actinopteri; Cypriniformes; Cyprinidae
Gene: gpa33b
Product: glycoprotein A33 (transmembrane), paralog b
Cellular component (GO): plasma membrane
Source: RefSeq, a predicted model, not a curated record